GCCGCAACCCGCGAGCCGGCCCCUGCCCUCCGCACGCCGUUCGCGGCGGUGGGUCGCGGCCCCUUGGAGGGUUCCGGGGCUGCGGCUCCAGCGGCCGGGGAGGGGAGGGCGCCGGCACAGCGGCGGGGCCGGCCCGGAACUGGGGAGUGGAAGGAGCGCGGGGAGGGGCCCCAGGCCUCGGGCCUUCAGCAGGGCCCGGUCCACCCGGCCGCUGGAGCCCCCGCCGGGGUGGACGCGGUGCGGGCUGUUACAGGGCCGGGGCAUUUAAAGGAGCAGUGCACGUGGGUCUCGAAGGCGUGCGGACGCGGCAUUGUGUUCCUCCCUCCUGGCUGGCACCUAAUGGGCGCCCAGUCCUGCCGGCCUGUGGCACCCGGCCCGGGCAGUGCUUGGCGGAGGCAGGAGGGGAGGCGGAGGUCUUCCUGCGUACGUGAGGAACAGGACCUCAGGUCCGGGCUUGGAGACCCCAGUUUCGUUAUCAUUGGUAUUUGGCCGUUUUAUCAGGCGUUUACAGCUGCGAGGAGACUUGCAGAAUCUAGCUUUUGAAGCUGAAGAAAAUUUUAUCAAUGAAGAAACUCAGCCCACAGAGCUAAAGUGACUUUGUUCAAGGUCACGCAGAUCGGCUAUAUGAGAGCCAAGCUUAGAACCCGUUGUCCUGGACUCUAGUUCUGUUGUCCAGCCCUGGGACUAGACCUCAGCCCUUUGACAGUUGGGUGAAAUGCCCCCGCCUGUGCCUUAAUGAGUAUUCCCUUUUUACGGUACGAACUGUGGAUUGGUGCAGUACCUGCAUCCUCAUUUACAGACGGAGAACCUGAGAGGCAUCCAUCCCAUCCAGAACAGUUGCAGAGCCAACUUGACCCAAAACUGACAACUUGGGUUGCCAGCCUGUCCUGAGAGUAACUGAUCGGUACAGACCUCGGCUUCCGGAUUGCAGAGUAUCAUCAGUCUUCAGUUCCAACUUAGAAGCAAAAGGAGUACAUCCCAGCUGCUCUGUUCUCCUUCAGGAACCAGGACAAAUUCCAAGAAGUAGCAUUUCAGGAUCAAAAGGCACUUUCGGAGGUAGGGUCAUGCUCACAUUCAUGGCCUCUGACAGCGAGGAAGAAGUGUGUGACGAGCGGACGUCCCUGAUGUCAGCCGAGAGCCCCAUGCCGCGCUCCUGCCAGGAAGGCAGGCAGGGCCUGGAGAACGGAGAGGGUGCCGCCCAGUGGGUAGGUUCCCACCAGCAGUCCAAGGCCUCCGGACAGAGAGGCCAGGAGAGCGAGGAGGACCAUGAGGAGGACCCCGACCGCUACGUCUGCAGCGGGGUCCCCGGGCGGCCCCCAGGCCUGGAGGAGGAGCUGACCCUCAAAUACGGGGCGAAGCACGUGAUCAUGCUGUUUGUGCCUGUCACGCUGUGCAUGGUCGUGGUGGUGGCCACCAUCAAGUCCGUGCGCUUCUACACGGAGAAGAAUGGACAGCUCAUCUACACACCUUUCACCGAGGACACGUCUUCGGUGGGCCAGCGCUUCCUCAACUCCGUGCUCAACACCCUCAUCAUGAUCAGCGUCAUUGUCGUCAUGACCAUCUUCCUGGUCGUGCUCUACAAGUACCGCUGCUACAAGUUCAUCCACGGCUGGCUGAUCAUGUCCUCCCUGAUGCUGCUGUUCCUUUUCACCUACAUCUACCUUGGGGAAGUGCUCAAGACCUACAAUGUGGCCAUGGACUACCCCACCCUGUUCCUGACCGUCUGGAACUUCGGGGCGGUGGGCAUGGUGUGCAUCCACUGGAAGGGCCCCUUGGUGCUGCAGCAGGCCUAUCUCAUCAUGAUCAGCGCGCUCAUGGCCUUGGUGUUCAUCAAGUACCUCCCAGAGUGGUCUGCGUGGGUCAUCCUGGGCGCCAUCUCUGUGUACGAUCUCGUGGCUGUGCUGUGCCCCAAAGGGCCGCUGAGAAUGCUGGUAGAAACUGCCCAGGAGAGAAACGAGCCCAUAUUUCCUGCCCUGAUAUAUUCAUCCGCCAUGGUGUGGACAGUGGGCAUGGCCAAGUUGGACCCCUCCUCUCAGGGAGCCCUUCAGCUCCCCUACGACCCAGAGAUGGAGGACUCCUGUGACAGUUUGGGGGAGCCCUCGUACCCUGAAGUCUUUGCGCCCCCCCUGCCUGGCUACCCGGGGGAGGAGCUGGAGGAGGAGGAGGAAAGGGUCCGAGGAAGUCGCCUGAGGAAGUAACUUCUGAGCUGAGCUCCAGAGGCUGAGCCACUGGAACUCGGAGAGGGGGACGCACAGCGGGGGUGCGUUUCCAGCUGAGGGGACCUUGGGAGCAGAGACCCUGAGGCAGACGGCACGGUGAGUUAGAGCCAGUGAAGGCAGGACGCUGAGACCCGAGUGCAGAGAUGGGGCAGGGAGGCAGGCAGGGACUUGAGGGGCCUUCUGGAUCAAAACGGGGAUCUGGUCUGUGUCCCGUGAGCGGUGGGAGCCGUGGGGGGUGGGGGAGGGUUUUGAGCUGCAUGGGAGGAGGGGCAUGAGGGAGAAGGGCAGGUUUGUGGCUGGCAGAGUGUGCACCUGCGUGGCUUGAGGACGUCCCCAUGCAGCCAUGGGGGACGCAGGCGUGGGCUCUGGGCUCAGAGGGCCGGCUGGGCUGGGCAGGUCAGCGCCAACAGCACGGCUCCGUGAUGGGACUGACAGUGGAGCUGGGGUGGAGACUCCCCCAGGCAGAGCCCCGGGUGUUUGCGGGCAGAAGGAGCUGGUGUGGAAGGCCGUCCUGAAGACACACCCAAAGACGUUCUAACAUAUGGCUGUGUUCCCAAGGGGAUUAAAAUAGCCAUUCCAUCAGCACACGUUUCUGUACCACCUACUAUGUGCCGGGUGGCACGUGGGAACAGGGAGGUGCUGCAGGAUUAAAACAGCCUCUGCCCUUGAGAAGUUCCCCGUGGGAGCAGCCCAGGUGGGGGAGGUGAGGUAUAAAGUACUCAGGGCAGACCCGGGGAAGAAGAUGAUGCCGAGGUGGGCCUGGAAGGACAAGUCGGUCACCCGGCAGACAGGCUGCAGCCCAGGCCUGGCACUGAGCCCCCGGAGUCAGCGCGGAUCCCACCGGGGCACAGUCCACAAGGCCACCCUCGCUUCACACGCCAGCCCCAAGUCCUGGGGGUCUCCAGGCCACCCGCACUUCUGACCGACUGGCUACAGAUCUGGGGGUUCCCACAACCCCCCCAGGUUGGAAAAGUUGCUAGAACGACUCGCUGAACUCGGGAAAGUACUAAACUUAGAAUUACAGUUUUAGUAUAAAGGAUACAAAUCAGGACCAGCCAGAUGAAGAGCCACAUUGCUCGCGGGACUGGACUUCAUCUCCAGGCUCCCUCUUCUCCCCAGAGGUUGGUCUGGCCCAGAGUCCCAGCCCCCUUAUCACAUAACCACGUGGUCUUUCUGGAGACCAGCGCCAUCCUGAUCCCCUCAUUUGCAUAAAUGAUCCAAGGGGCUCCUGAAUGACAGACACUUCUGUUACUGGGGAAAUUCCAAGGAUUUGGUCUCCCUCCUGGAACCAGGGACGAAGGCCAGUUAGAUUCUUUGUUACACAGCAGCAUUGGCAAAGGCUCAGAUGAGAGAGGAGGAGGCCUUCCGGGAGCUCGGGGCAGUUUGGUGGCCCAGGCAGCUGGGGGCCGGACCUGCAAGGGUGCACAGCACUCACAGGAGCUCGAACUUCAUCCUGCAGCCUGUGGGGAACCGUUAGUGGUUUGCUGCAGGGAAUUGAAGUGAGCAGAGUUGCAUCCCAGACAGAUCCCGGGCAGCAGCAAGGGACACAGACUGCUGGGGGACCAGGUGAGGGAAGAGUCAUGAGGGCCCAGCUCAGGCAGCAGGCUGAGAGGAGGCGGUGCUACCACGUACCUGGGACGCACUGACAGGACUUGGCUGGGCAAGGGAUGGGCAGGGAGGCAUGGAGGGUGAUGGGGGAAGGUGGGAGGCUCUGCAGGACAUCAGAUGGAGACGCCACGGACACACGAAGGGGAGCGAUGCUCGAGAAGGUCAGGGUUGGAGACCCCAGUUGGAGUCACCAGGAUAUACAUGUCGUCAGAACUGCGGGUCCCCAGAAGGUACCCAGGGAAGGUGUAGGGUCAGAAUGGAGAGCGAGAGGGACAGCGUGGGCGACGUUUACGGGAUGAAGGGAAGGGCGCUUGUGGAGGACCCCGGGGAGUAGCCAGCCAGGAGACAGGGCGCUGAGACAGGUAGCGUGAGGGUGUCCAUGGGGGCCGGGCGGUGGCCUGGCCAGAGCACAUUGGCUGGGGGACAUGGGACCUGCCGCCACAGAUCUCUGAAGUGCCUGGGAGGUGAGCGCAGUUCCUUUGAGAAACAACUGAUUGAAAAAGAAGAGAGAAGGGAGGGGAGAGGGCAGGCAGAGCAGGGAAGCAGGAGUGGGGGUAGCGGCGAGAGGAGGCACGGCAAGAGAAGUCACCUCUGUAAGGUGACGAAACUGGAGUGUUUGCUCUGUGCCGAGGCAGGAGCCAAAGUGAGGAAACUGAAGUCAGAGAAGAGGGGCCGUGGAGGAAGGGACAGACCGAGGUGAGGGGCCUCUUGCUUGGAGCCCCGAAGGGAGGCGAGGGGGGCAGACGGGACAGAGCAUGUUUCCUUGAUGCAGACCUCCUCAAUUCAAGUCUGUUUCUUAAACAUUUUUAUUGUCUGUGAUGAAUAAAAUUAUCCUAUAAACAAGCGUACAGGGCAGUUGUACGAAAGGAAACAAAUGAAAGCAUUCUAGAAGCUCUUGUUUCCUUAUCAGUAAUGGAUACGCUAGUUACAAAUUAUGUUUACUUAUUUUUUUAAUUAAAGUUUAGUUGAUUUACAAUGUACAUUUACGUACUUUUAAGGGACAUGAGUCUCCAGAGAACCUCAGGUAUUGUACAUGUUCUUGAAAGUAGUGAAAUUAAAUUUCCUAAAAAGCAUUUAUAAUUCAAACUGAGCACUCAGUUGGGUAGCCUCCCAUCAGCCCCAGGCAAUGCAUUUUAUUCACUCUUGUCUUAACCAAGUGCCAAAGCACCAGUUUGUUUGUUUUUUGUGUUUUUUUGCGGUAUGCGGGCCUCUCACUGCUGUGGCCUCUCCCGUUGCGGAGCACAGGCUCCGGAUGCGCAGGCUUA
This is a messenger RNA of Aethalodelphis obliquidens (Pacific white-sided dolphin), 5092 nucleotides long. RefSeq names its product presenilin 2 (gene PSEN2). The record is from RefSeq and is a predicted model, not a curated record. Gene Ontology annotation, cellular component: gamma-secretase complex; membrane. The transcript is spliced from 12 exons. Gene Ontology annotation, molecular function: aspartic endopeptidase activity, intramembrane cleaving. Bases 1065 to 2198 code for a protein of 377 amino acids. Gene Ontology annotation, biological process: protein processing; Notch signaling pathway; membrane protein ectodomain proteolysis. Lineage: Eukaryota; Metazoa; Chordata; Mammalia; Artiodactyla; Delphinidae.